Aedes albopictus (Asian tiger mosquito) is the source of this 1356-nucleotide messenger RNA. RefSeq names its product zinc finger protein 37. The coding region runs from base 138 to 1109 and encodes 323 amino acids. NCBI's taxonomy places the organism in Eukaryota, Metazoa, Arthropoda, Insecta, Diptera, Culicidae. The record is from RefSeq and is a predicted model, not a curated record. The transcript has 3 exons. Gene Ontology annotation, molecular function: zinc ion binding. Gene Ontology annotation, cellular component: nucleus.
GCGAAGCUUUGUACCUACACGAACGGUCAUCGGUACAAUUGUGAAAUUCAGUUCAGUUGCAAUAGGAAAAAUACGUUUAAAUUGACUCAUCUCUUUUCUUGUUUCGAAGAAUUCACCUGAAAGAAUCCUAUAGGAAGAUGAACCAGAAUGGAGUGCUUGCCCUAGAACACCUGGAAUUGCCUUCGGCGGGUUCAUUCGCCGCCUACUGCCGGCUGUGCUUGGCCAGGGACAAUCUGGUGGAGAAUCCGGAGUGUUUGUCCUCGGACGAUGACGAAACUAGUGCGACGCAAGCAGUUCGGCUGACGGAACUUAUUUUCGAAUGCACCGAUGUACGGCUGUCACCGGACAAUGAAGCCCCCUGCGCUGUCUGUCAGCCCUGCUUGCGCUCUCUGAUGGAAUUCUAUCGCUUUCGGGCCCGCGCCAAGCGAGUUGAUGAACUUAUCAAAUCUAGACAAUUAGUGAAACCAACUAGCGCAAAUGAAACUGAUAAGACUGACCUAGAACAAGAACAACAACAACAACUUCCAGCAAACAAUCAAUUAGAAGAUCCCAAAGGUCAAACGUUGGACCAAUCGAAGCGAAGCCUCCCUUACGAAGAGGUUCGUACCGAAAGCGCCCCGAACACGCUCCACCCGAAAAAGACCCCGACCGUCACGGCCGAACCUCGGAAGCGUCCCUCCGGGGACUUCCUAGCCGUGGGGGUGAAGCGACCUCGCCCCAAGCUAAUCCCCACUCCGGUGAUCAUUGCCUCGGCUGGCAGCGUCGGAAAGUACCGCUGCCGGUACUGCCCGAAGUCUUUCAAAUCGGCCGCCGGCUUGACGGAGCACUCGCGCAACCACAACCGCCCGCAUCAGUGCCCGAACUGUCUGGAACAGUUCCAGCAUGCGCCGUCGCUGGCCCGACACGUGCGCAACCGCACCUGCUUCACCUUUACCAAGUAUCGGUGCCGCGUGUGCACCGAGAGCUUCCUGGAGCAGGCGGACUGGGCCGAGCACAUCAAGAUCCACGCCAGCGACUUCCCGUACCAGUGCCAGGAGUGUCUGUCGCAGUUCAAGCACAAGGCCACGUUGCGCCGUCACGUCAAUACGGUGCAUCUGCUGCAAUACUAGUCAUUCUGGGUUACUUGGAUCUUUUGCUCACGCAAACAAUGAGUCAAUGACGUAGCACAGUUAGUAGUAGCAAAUGUCUCCUGAUAAUGGAUCUUCACGGACGGUAUAUUUUAGAUUUAACAAAAAAUUGCACAAAAAAUGUGAGAAAUAGUGGCAAUUAUCGUAUUUAUUUGAUGUGAUUUAUUUUUAGGCGAAAUAAAUUUUAAUUUGAACACGUUCCAAAUGAAGUGGUUUGUGAUAUGAACUC